Molecule: messenger RNA, 4686 nt
Organism: Trichomycterus rosablanca
Lineage: Eukaryota; Metazoa; Chordata; Actinopteri; Siluriformes; Trichomycteridae
Gene: erlin1
Product: ER lipid raft associated 1
Exons: 12
Coding region: 135-1106 (323 amino acids)
Biological process (GO): SREBP signaling pathway
Cellular component (GO): endoplasmic reticulum membrane; endoplasmic reticulum
Molecular function (GO): ubiquitin protein ligase binding; cholesterol binding
Source: RefSeq, a predicted model, not a curated record
ACGGCAGUGGGGGAGAGAGGCGCGGGCGGAGUGACAGGUGGACAUGUAUCCAGUUCUCAUUCAGGGAAAGUGAAAUAAAAAUCUCAAAUGCUGUGUGAAUAACGAAUGACAGUGGGCAAGUGCUGGGCAGAAGGAUGACAAUGGCGCACGUAGGGGCAGUGAUUGCUGCGAUCACUGUGAUGAUGGCUAUUUUGCUUCAUUCCUCUAUACACAAGAUUGAAGAAGGUCAUUUAGCAGUUUAUUACAGAGGUGGAGCUUUACUUACCACACCAAAUGGUCCAGGCUAUCACAUCAUGCUGCCUUUUAUCACCACCUACAGAUCAGUGCAGACGACCCUGCAAACUGAUGAAAUAAAAAACGUGCCUUGUGGAACAAGUGGGGGUGUCAUGAUCUAUUUUGAUAGAAUCGAGGUGGUCAAUAUGCUGGUGCCAUCAGCAGUGGUGGACAUUGUCAGAAACUACACUGCAGAUUAUGACAAGACACUAAUAUUUAACAAAAUUCACCAUGAACUCAACCAGUUCUGCAGCGUCCACACACUACAGGAGGUCUAUAUUGAGCUGUUUGAUAUUAUUGAUGAGAACCUCAAGACUGCACUGCAAAAAGAUCUCAAUUCGAUGGCUCCUGGUCUCACUAUUCAGGCUGUUCGUGUCACCAAGCCUAAAAUUCCUGAGGCAAUCAGAAGAAACUAUGAACUAAUGGAAGCAGAAAAGACCAGGCUGCUCAUCACAGCUCAGACCCAGAAAGUGGUGGAGAAAGAGGCAGAGACUGAGAGAAAGAAAGCCAUCAUUGAGGCCCAAAAAGUGGCUCAAGUUUCUGAGAUCCAGUUUAAGCAGAAAAUCAUGGAAAAGGAGACUGAGAAGAAGAUAUCUGAAAUAGAAGAUGCUGCGUUCAUUGCUAGAGAAAAAGCUAAAGCAGAUGCAGAGUACUACACAGCCGCAAAGUUUGCUGAAGCUAACCGGUUGAAGCUGACACCAGAGUAUCUGGAGCUCAUGAAAUACCAGUCCAUAGCUGCCAACAGCAAGAUCUACUUUGGACAGGACAUUCCCAACAUGUUUGUAGACAACAGUGCCUCUCCUUCACCCAAAGUGGCUGACUCAUCUGAGUAGCUGGAGUUCCUAACUGGAGCAGAGAAGUCUAGGAAAGCUGGUGGGGUGAAAGCAGACAGAGAGGGCCACUGAACGGCUUAGGGCUUCUCUUAUUUCUCCCUCUGUCUCUUUGGGGCUGGGAAUGCUUGCGUGGCAUGCUUGCAUAGAUACUUUUCUGUGAGGGUACUGGGUGCUUAACAAACUGUGCAGUGAUGAGUAAUCCUGCGUGAGGGUAGUAAAUGGGAAAACAGCUGUGUUUUAGUUCUGCAGCCAUGUGGUUUACAGCUUCAAUUUAAAUGUCUUAAGACAGGGGUGAGAUUUACAAAGCAUGUAAAUGAAUAAAUGAAUGAUGCUGCUGAAAACAAUACAACUGAUAAAACUAAUGACAGCUGUACCCUGUAAAAUGUCUUAUUGCUCACAUGUUUUUUUAAUUAGUUUUUUUAUAGCAAUUGGUGACAAUAUAGCUUAUGCUGAAAUGUUGCUGGUGUACUCAACUGGAAUUAUAAAGCUUUGGACAGUUGAUUAUACAAUAACAAGAUUUUAAUUUUCGCCAGAUUUAGAACUUGCCGUGUGACUACAUGUACAUGUGUGCAGACAGCCUUUAUGCAAGUAGUGUUGACAAACAAUCUGCCCACAUACACUGGUCAAAAGUAUGUGAACACCUGACUACAAGCUUGGUAGACUUCCUUUUUCAAAACUAUGGGUGUUCAUGUGGAGUCAGUUUUCCCAUUGCAGUUAUAACAGCCUCUACUUUUCUGAGAUGGUUGUUUCAAGAUCUUGGAGUGUAUUAAAGUUUGUCCCUAUUCAGUUAAAAGAGCUUUGUGGAGCUUUAUGACAAAGCCUGACUUGUAGUUCAUCCCAGAGGUGAUCAUUUUUGUUUAGUUCAGGGCUCUAUACUCCUCAAACUUUUUUUAUUUUAGAAACUCACUUUGUGCAAAAGGGCACAUCCAUGCUGGAACAAAUUUUUUGCCAAAAAUUUAAAGCACAUGUUUUUUAUUUUAUACCUGAGCAUAUUUUUAUUUGCUCGUAAUUAGCGUGGUUUAACUCAAAUUUAACAAGCCUACAUACAGUACAUUUGACCGUAUGAUGUAUGAACUGAACAACUGGAACAUUAAAAGAUUUACCCACUAGGGGGCAGAACAGAGCUAAAAUACCCCCAACUACACCAGCAUUUCAAACCAUUUUUCCUAUUUGAGGCGAGGAAGCUUAGUGUAUUUCCAGUACUAAUACUGAUUUAAUAUUUAAAUUUAAAAUUUAAUAGAACUGAGCCGACUGUAUACAAACACAUCAUGCAAAUGUCAAAGGUAACGAUGGGAUUCUUAAGUGCUCUGACCUGUGCUCAUGUGAAUGAAAAGUCAAAAUCACACACAGGAAAUGUCAAUGUACUCUAUUGGAAAAUGAGUUCGAACCAGGUAUAGGCUCUUAAGUUUUUUGUAUUAAAUUAAAUUUUUGUCAUUUAGCGGACGCUUUUAUCCAAAGCGACUUACAAUUAUGACCGAAUAUUGGGGAUAAAGGGUCUUGCUUAGGGGUCCAGUGGCAACUUGGCGGUGAUGGGGCUUGAACCAGCAACCUUCUGAUUAAUAAUCCACUACCUUAACUGCUAAGCUACUGCUGACCAUAACUUACAACACAUCCAUUGUUGGUUAAGUCUGAUGCGGGUGCCUUCUUGUUGUUCUAUACUGCAUUCACUGUUUAAUCAUGAAUCCAAGCAAGACAUACAGAGUAAAUAUUUAAGGAUGUGCAAAAUAACAUCAAAUGAACAUGCAAGGCAUCAGUCUUAUGAACAUAAACAAGUCGUUAAUAGCAAAUAUACUUCUGGCUUGAGCUUGUGUCUGUUUAAAGCUUCUGUUAGUUUACAGAUGAAUCUUACAUCACAUUCAGCAUGAACAUUUUAUUGAUUUCAGUCAAAAACUGAACACUGUUUGAAUCAGUUGAAGUUGGUACCAGUGAGUUGAAGUGGGGUUAUAAGCACAUGCACUGUUUACAAUGGAUCUAGUUUUACUCGUGCACAGAUGGGUGUGAUUGUAGCAUGCUGGUUUGUUUUUGUGACAGUUGAUUUGUGGGUGAUGGUAAAGUUGUGAAUGUGGUUUUGUUGUGAAUCUUGCAUUUAUUAUGUUUUAAUAGUUAUUUGAUUUAAGAAGGGACAUUAUGGGCUUAGUUAUUUAAAUGGCACAUGCUACCAUUUAGGCCUGCCUGCUGAUUGCUGGUUUAUAGAAUGAGUUGCUUUCUUAGCCUUUAGCUGGUAACAUGCUCAACGCCAACACAUGCUUUCGCCAUGCAAAAUUGAUUUCUACUGUCAUUGCAUUUUGUAAUGUGUCUACACCAUUUUAAACUCGACAGUCUUUGCUUUGAGCUUUACAUAUAGUGGCAGUGUAGUAGCUGUAUGUAUCUUUUCUAAGUUGGAUUCUGACUGUGUUCAUUGCUAAAUAUAUUGUAACAAUUCUAAAACACUUAAUCUGUUCUACAUUUUUAUUGUAACAAGAAAACUGUGAAGUGAAAGUAGAGGCUGUUUUUGGACUAAUUUUGUCUGUUCAUUAAUAACCUUUAGUGUGUAUACACCAAGCCUCAGUGUAUUGGUAAAAAAAAACAAACAUUAAAAUAAGGGCUUUUACUUAAAAACAAUAAAAAAAGCUACUAAUGUAAGGGCUAUGGAGUUAAUAUUAAGCAAAUUGAAGCAGCACAGGUAGAGGAAAAUACUGGACAACUGUUCAUAUUAAUUCAGGCCAUAAAGUUUAGAGCUGUUAAUAUUAAACUAUGUCAUCUACCCCUAAUUUGCAUAAAAAGAACUUUUUUCAUUAGGAUAUAACCACUAGAGGGAGUACAGGUUCUUAUUAUUGCUUCUACACUCGGAAUGCAAUGUCAAUUGACCCUGAAAUGCCAAAAAAAACCUUUGUUGGGCUUAUCUGUAAAAGGUUAGGUUUAGUCUCUAAUGUCUAUGCUAAGAAUUCCUGUACAUUUUAUUAAACAUUUAGAGUUAUUACGUCUAUACCUGGCUCUUUGUCCAGGUACUAACUCUCAGGAAGGGGAUACAGUUAUCUUUAUUAGAAAUCCUUGUAUCUAUUUCAUUACUACUGUUUUUUCCCCAGAAAUGAGUCUUAAUUCAAAAGCUACUGCUCUUAGGUAAUUUGACCACAUGUAAAUGUUAAUGCUAUUUUCUGCUCUUGGUUACAUACUGCAGCUGCAUUUAACAUGUAACCCUGUUUCCUCUGUCUGAGUGAGCUAGAUCAAAGUCAUGAGCGUUCAUCCAGUCACCACAAUCAUCUGUACCACAAGUGUUUUCCAGCAAUGUGGGCUUCCUUCCCUGCUGUUUAACAUUUGUUCUGUGUGACUUUAUAAUAAAUUCUCUGUUAAGCUGAGGAAAACAGACCGACUGAAUUUAAGUACAUUAUCUAACCAAUGUAAACUGAUCUUUCAGAAAUCAGUUUUUGUGUCAUUAGUGCUGGUGGUGGAUCUGAUUAUUUAAAAUGGGUGGAUAGCUAUUUGUGAACAUUAUUUUAUACAUAUGCAUAAUUUGAACUUUUGAUUUCCCAAUGUUUAUAUGCAAUUUGUAACAUUUUGACAAUUUGAUUCUCUUAAAUAAAAUUUAUUUUAUUAUCACUAA